This is a messenger RNA of Brettanomyces nanus, 2001 nucleotides long. RefSeq lists its product as uncharacterized. Gene Ontology annotation, cellular component: cytoplasm; mitochondrion. The record is from RefSeq and is a predicted model, not a curated record. Gene Ontology annotation, molecular function: ATP hydrolysis activity; heat shock protein binding; ATP binding. Gene Ontology annotation, biological process: protein refolding; cellular response to unfolded protein. Bases 1 to 2001 code for a protein of 666 amino acids. Lineage: Eukaryota; Fungi; Ascomycota; Pichiomycetes; Pichiales; Pichiaceae. The transcript has a single exon.
AUGUUUUCAAUCACAUUUAGGCAAUCACUCAGGACUACAGGAUCAACAUGUAGGAUUCCUAGACUGCCAAGAUUGUCACUUCCUAUUCGCAGGUUCUACGCCUCUGGGAGUACUAUUAAAGCUGCAGUCCAUAAACCUGUCAAAGUUAUCGGUAUUGAUUUGGGAACCACAAACUCUGCCGUAGCCGUUGUGGAAGGUGAAAUGCCCAGAAUUUUGGAAAACUCACAAGGUGAUAGAACUACUCCUUCCAUAGUGGCAUUUACGACAAGAGGUGACGUCCUUGUUGGUGCUACAGCAAAGAGGCAAGCCGUAGUGAACAGUGAAAAUACCUUUUAUGCGACGAAGCGGUUGAUAGGACGGAAAUUUGAGGAUGAUGAAGUUCAAAACGAUAUUUCACAUCUUUCGUACAAAGUGGUGAAGCAUGAAAAUGGCGAUGCCUGGUUACAGACCACCGUAGGAGAGAACCUUUCUUAUUCGCCCUCUCAAAUUGGUGGAUUUGUGCUAAAGGAGAUGAAACAUGUGGCGGAAACCAAUCUGAAUAGCGAAGCAAAGAAUGCUGUUAUUACUGUUCCUGCAUACUUUAAUGAUUCGCAAAGACAGGCCACCAAAACUGCUGGAGAAUUAGUUGGUCUAAAUGUGGUAAGAAUUGUGAAUGAGCCUACUGCUGCUUCAUUAGCUUAUGGAAUGAACCAGAAGAAAAAUGGUUUGCUGGCUGUUUAUGAUCUCGGUGGGGGUACUUUCGAUAUCUCCGUUUUAGACAUUGAUGAUGGUGUGUUUGAGGUAAGAUCCACCAACGGAGAUACCCAUCUAGGAGGAGAGGACUUUGAUAAUGUUUUGGUGAAGUAUAUUGUAGGAAAAUUCAAGGAUAGCCAGAAAGGAGAUGAAGACAUUACAAAGAAUCGGAUGGCUAUGCAAAGAAUUAAAGAAGCUGCAGAGAAGGCCAAAAUUGCACUUUCCCAUGUCCAUAAAACCAGGAUUCAAAUACCAUUCAUUGUAAAGGAUGAGAACAUUGACUUUGAAUUGGCGGAGUCAGAGCUAGAUGAAAUGACAAUGCACUUGAUUAAGAAGACUAUGGAACCUUUGAAGAAAGCUAUAUCCGAUGCUGAUUUGAAGAGAAGUGAUAUAGAUGAAGUGAUUAUGGUAGGAGGUAUGACAAGGAUGCCUAGAAUCAGAAGGAUGGUGGGCGAUUUUUUCAAUAAGAAGCCAAAUACGGAGGUUAAUCCAGAUGAAGCUGUGGCUAUCGGUGCGGCUAUUCAAGGUGCUGUGCUUUCUGGUGAAGUGAAGGACGUUUUACUCUUGGACGUGACACCAUUAACUCUUGGUAUCGAAACCUAUGGAGGUUUAUUUUCACCUUUGAUACCUAGAAAUACUACAGUUCCAUGCAAGAUCCAGACAACUUAUUCAACAGCUGUGGAUGGACAGAACUCUAUAGACGUUAAUGUAUAUCAGGGAGAAAGACCUUUGGUUCGGGACAACAAGUUGAUAGGUAAAUUCAAAUUGACUGAUAUUCCACCUAAACCAAAGGGUGUUCCAAAAAUUCAAGUGUCGUUUGACAUUGAUGCCGAUGGUAUUAUCAAGGUAAGUGCACUUGACAAAGAUAGUGGCAAAAGAGCUUCAAUUACCGUGUUUGGUAAGACGGGUAUGUCUCAGGCCGAGGUUGAGCAGUUGGUGAAGCAAAGUAAAAAAACUACUAAAGAAGAUCAGAUGACAUUGAACUACUUGAAGCAUGUGAAUAACUUGGAACUCAUUGUGUUUGACAGUGAGCAAGCAAUAAACGACUGGAGUCGGUUUAUUUUGGAAGAGGAAAAAGAGAGUCUCGGCAGAAAGUUAAGUAUAGUUAAGAGAAUGAUUAGCGAUUCCAGAAGUGGUGAUUUGUUUGACGUUAAGUUAAUUAAGGCUGCCCAAGUCGAGCUCAAAGACGAGACUAUGGAAAUAAUACAGAAUGCUGGUCAAAGAAGUCGUGACGCCAGAAAGAAGGUGCAAUCGCAUGAACCCAAUUGA